AUGGGAGCGGAGACGAGGGCCGAGACCAGUCUCGAUCCGGCCUUGCUCGCGGAGCGCAUCCCGCUGGAGGCCGUUCCGGUCAUCGAUCUCGAAAGCUUUCUGGCCGGCACGCCGUCCGAGCGAACCCGGGUGGCCCGCCAGAUCGGCGAGGCCUGCCGCAACAUCGGCUUCUUCUACAUCGUCAAUCAUGGGGUCCCGGCUGAGCUGCGCGCGGCCGUUUUCGCAGAAGCCAAGCGCUUCUUCGACGGCCCGCUGGAGCGCAAGCUGCAGAUCGACAUCGAACGCUCCGCCUGCCAUCGCGGCUACUUCAAGCUGGGCGGCGAGAACCUGGACCCGGCCAAGCAGACGCAGGGAGGCGACCUGAAGGAAGGCAUCAAGAUCGGCCGCGACCUGCCCGGCGAUCAUCCCCUUGUCGCCGCCGGCACGCCCCUGCACGGCCCCAAUCAGUGGCCCGGCGGCCUGCCCGGUUUCCAGGAGACCCUGCAGAGCUACUUCGACCGGCUCAACGACCUCGGCCGCCAACUGAUGCAGGCCUUCGCCCUGGCCCUGGAACUGCCGGAAGAUCACUUCGAGCGGGAUCUGGACCUGCCCAUGGCGACGGUCGGACCGCUGCACUACCCGCCGCAGCAGGGCCGGAUCAGCGAGGCGCAGAUCGGCGCCGGCGCCCAUACCGACUUCGGCUGCCUCACCAUCCUGGCCCAGGACGAAGCCGGCGGCCUGCAGGUGCGCAACGCGGCCGGUCAGUGGAUCGACGCGCCCUUCAUCGCCGACUCCUUCGUGGUGAACAUCGGCGACAUGAUGGCACGCUGGACCAACGACAUCUUCGCCUCGACCCAGCAUCGGGUGAUCAACCGCUCGGGCCGGGAGCGCUAUUCGAUCCCCUUCUUCUUCGACCCCGACCACGACGCCGAUGUCUCCUGCCUGCCGACCUGCUGCGGCCCCGACCGGCCGGCGCGCUAUCCGCCGACAACCGGACUGGAACACCUGCUGGAGAUGAUCAACGCCACCUUCGACUAUCACCGCGAGCGGGCAUCCUAG
Molecule: messenger RNA, 1038 nt
Organism: Symbiodinium necroappetens
Lineage: Eukaryota; Dinophyceae; Suessiales; Symbiodiniaceae
Source: the annotation of a GenBank genome assembly